UGAUGAUGUCACGGCGCAUCAUGGCGGCGGCGGCGGCUCCGAGAAGGUGAAGUUCUGGGGACUGGGUGGAUUCAUCGCAGUGGCCUGUGAAAGUGAGAAAUGCCCGGAUCCUUCCCUUCUUUUCCAGGCCAGCAGAGUUCAUGAUGUCAGCCUUGUGAAAACAAUCCACCUCUCGAAAACUUCUCCUUCUCUGUAUCAGUUACAUUGGUGGACGGUCCUGUGGAUCCUUUUUUUCUCUUUUCCUGCUAGAAGUUGCUCUGCAUAAAAUUGGCGCAAUGUCCCUGAUCUUCUCUCACUCCAACCCCAUCGUUUCAAUCAAGAAGGACAAAAGACACAUGGCUGAGGUGAAUGCGUCUCCACUCAAGCACUUUGUCACCGCCAAGAAGAAGAUCAAUGGCAUUUUUGAACAGCUGGGGGCGUAUAUUCAGGAGAGCGCCACCUUUCUAGAGGAUACUCACAGAAAUGUCGAGCUUGAUCCGGUCACCACUGAGGAGCAGGUGCUGGAGGUCAAAGCCUACCUGUCCAAAGUGAAGGGCAUCAGUGAGGUCUUGGCCCGGCGGCACAUGAAGGUGGCCUUUUUUGGCAGGACAAGCAAUGGAAAAAGCACCGUGAUCAAUGCCAUGCUCUGGGACAAAGUUCUCCCCUCUGGGAUUGGCCACACCACCAACUGUUUUCUCCGGGUGGAGGGGACAGACGGCCAAGAGGCCUUCCUGCUCACCGAGGGCUCUGAGGAGAAGAAGAGCGUCAAGACAGUAAACCAGCUGGCCCACGCCCUUCACCAGGAUGAGCUCCUCAAUGCUGGCAGCCUGGUGAGCGUGAUGUGGCCCAACUCCAAGUGUUCUCUUCUGAAAGAUGACUUGGUACUGAUGGACAGUCCUGGGAUUGACGUCACUACAGAACUGGACAGCUGGAUCGACAAGUUCUGUCUCGAUGCAGACGUGUUUGUGUUGGUGGCCAACUCAGAGUCCACCCUGAUGCAGACGGAGAAGCAGUUCUUCCACAAGGUGAGCGAACGCCUUUCUCGCCCCAACAUCUUCAUCCUCAACAAUCGCUGGGAUGCUUCUGCCUCAGAGCCAGAGUACAUGGAAGAGGUCCGGAGGCAGCACAUGGAGCGCUGUACCAGCUUCCUGGUGGAUGAACUGGGCGUGGUGGAUCGGGCCCAAGCCGGGGACCGCAUCUUCUUUGUGUCUGCCAAGGAGGUGGUCAAUGCUAGGAUCCAGAAGGCUCAGGGGAUGCCAGAAGGAGGAGGUGCCCUGGCCGAAGGCUUUCAAGUGAGAAUGUUUGAGUUUCAGAACUUUGAGCGGAGGUUUGAGGAGUGCAUAUCGCAGUCGGCCGUGAAGACCAAGUUUGAGCAGCACACCGUGCGGGCCAAGCAGAUGGUGGAGGACGCACGCCUCAUCAUGGAUUCUCUGCACGUAGCGGCGCAGGAGCAGCGAGUUUACUGCCAGGAAACACGAGAAGAGAGACAGGAGAGGCUAGGAUUCAUUGACAAGCAAUUAGAACUCCUAACUCAAGACUACAGAGUUCGAAUUAAGCAGAUCACGGAGGAGGUGGAAAGACAGGUGUCUAAUGCAAUGGCUGAAGAGAUCAGGCGCCUCUCCGUGCUGGUAGAUGAAUACCAAAUGGACUUUCACCCCUCUCCAGUGGUUCUCAAGGUUUAUAAGAAUGAGUUACAUCGCCACAUUGAGGAAGGGCUGGGCCGCAACCUGUCUGACCGCUGCUCCAAUGCCAUCACUGGGUCCCUGAAGACCAUGCAGCAGGACAUGAUAGAUGGCUUGCGACCCCUCCUUCCCGUAGCUCUGCGGGGUCAGAUAGACAUGCUGGUGCCACGACAGUGCUUCUCACUUAGUUACGACCUGAACUGUGACAAGCUCUGUGCUGACUUUCAGGAAGACAUUGAGUUCCACUUUUCUCUUGGCUGGACUAUGCUUGUGAAUAGGUUUCUGGGACCAAAGAACAGCCGGCGGGCCUUGAUGGGCUAUAACGACCAGAUUCAGCGUCCCAUACCUUUAACUCCAGCAAACCCUAGCAUGCCUCCCUUGCCUCAGAACUCUCUCUCCCAGGAAGAGCUCAUGGUUUCAAUGGUCACUGGCCUGGCUUCCCUGACCUCCAGAACCUCCAUGGGAAUCCUCGUUGUUGGAGGAGUGGUCUGGAAGGCGGUGGGCUGGAGGCUGAUCGCCCUUUCUUUGGGGCUCUAUGGCCUCCUCUACGUCUACGAGCGCGUGACGUGGACCACCCGAGCCAAGGAGAGGGCCUUCAAGCGCCAGUUUGUGGAGUACGCCAGCGAGAAGCUGCAGCUCAUCAUCAGCUACACUGGCUCCAACUGCAGCCACCAGGUCCAACAGGAGCUGUCUGGGACCUUCGCUCACCUGUGUCAGCAAGUGGACGUGACUAGGGAGACUCUGGAGCAGGAGAUUGCUGUCCUGAAUAAAAAGAUCGAGGUUCUCGACUCAUUGCAGAGCAAAGCCAAGCUCCUCAGGAAUAAGGCAGGUUGGCUGGACAGUGAACUCAACAUGUUCACCCAUCAGUACUUGCAGCCGAGCAGAUAGUGCGGAAAUCUGGGAGCUCCAGGAGGUGUGAAGAGUGGUCGUCGGGGCCCAGACUGAGGCAGAACAGUGGGAGAGGCCUCAGGCCAAGACACAAGCCAAUUCCUGUGGGCAGCAGCCACGUAAAUGAUAGCACCCCAAUUUCUGAUAGGGCAUUGAACCUUUAAAUGCUAGUUAUUUAUUACCCUUCCUUUGCCUGCUGUUGAGAUUAGGUGGUUUGCAGGAGGAAUGUCUGUCUCCAUAUGCUUAAGGGAGAAUUUUUCUUGUAAAGAUAACUGCAGACGGUACUGAGGUUUCUUUAAAUUUUGUUAUUUCUAAACUUUUAUCAAGUUCUAAUUGAUUCAGUCUUUUGCUUGUUUGGUAAAUGACUUGUUACAAUGAUUCUUUUGAUCUCAGAGUCAGCCAAAGCCCACAUUAAGAGUAUUGGAGGAAGGUAGUGAUCAAGCCAAGCCCCCCUCUUCCCCUCCUCUCCUCCCUCCCUCCCUCCUGCCCUCGGUGGCAUUCGCAUUAGCCUGUGUAGACCACGGUCGUCUGCUCUUCUUCAGCUGAAAUACAACAGUAGAGAACAGUCACUCUUUCUGCCCCUCAGAUACAAAUGUUCAUUUGAAAUAGCUACAGAGAAGUCGAGAGUCGUAGCCAGACCAGCCCAGGGAGAAGUCUUCCUUGGGUUCAUUGGGCUUGGUCAGUUUGAAUCCUCUUUCCCCUUGCAGACAGCGCUUUGUUAGCAGUAUUUGACACACACAAUGGCCAGGCUAGGGACGCUUAGCCAACCGAGAGCUGUUUGGGACUUGAAGAAUUGCUGCAAAUGGAAACGUAGGUGAUGAAAAUCGCUUAGAGAGAACAGUUAGCAGACCGUUGGUAUGUGAGGAAUGAAGAGCAUGAAAGUGGCAUUCACUUUCUGCCAGUUCUCUUCCCCCAGGUGUGUCUGGUUCAAGUUGUGCAGUGCAUCUAUGUGAGGUCUCACUUUCUGAAAGAUACGUAGGUUUGAAGAAAGGAAGGAAGAUAAGGCAGAAACGGCUUGGGAAUUGAGAGGAGACAUGGGCAGCAAGCAUAGACUGGGGUGCCUUCCUGCAGGGCCUCUUAGAGCACGGUGAAAGACCGGCCUUCAUUUGUGCUUGAAGUCGGCCUCUUAACUGCCCAGCUUAGAUUUGCCAGCCUUUGCAUCUUCCCCCUGAGAUGAAAUCACUAGUUUCAAACAGCCUGCCUGCAUGUCUGUCUAAGAGUCUGUUCCACGUCACUGCAGCUGGUCUGGCUCAGCAUUCAGUGCCAGUGACUCCUUGGAAUCAUUUGACAGAAUUUGGAAAAACCCAAACCUCCCCUGUCCAUCUCCCAUCAUCCAUCCCCAUAAAUUUUAGUCUGAGACACAUCUUGGCCAAGUAAGUGCACUGAAGACUGUUUUCCUGUCAUUAAGUUUUGGGAUGACUUCUCAUUGGAGGUGGAUGAACCCCUGCCCUUGGAAUGUUGGCUUUUUCUCUGGUCCCAAGCAAAGCCUGAGAAAAGCAGCAUCUCUCCUGCACAAUCUUGAAGUUGGAGAGCAGGACAGUGACUUUGCUGGUGACUGACUGCCCAUGGGGAGAUGGGAUUGCUCCAAAGAAGAUAGCUUGCCUGGAGGCAGGGACCCCCUUCCUUCCCUUGAGAACUCCGCAUCCUCACUCCAGGUGGCCAUUAAGCAGACUUUCUCCCUCCUUGUUUCUGCAUCUGGCUGUCAUCGCGUCAUCCUAAGCUUAGCUAUUCGUGUGUCUUGUGCAAAAUAUGUGCUAGUCUCCAUUCACAACCCAGUAAGCAGGCAGGAAUGUUGGAAAGCAAUCUGAGUACAGACUGACCCCACCGUAGCUAAGGUCCCACUUCUGAGUCUUCAGUGUUUGGUGACUGAGCUGUAGCCACGGUAGGGGUGAAGGGAACUCCCCAAGACAGUGCUGUUGGGCAGGGACUUGGAUGGCCUACCUGUCCCCAGAUCCCAGUGGCAUAGAAACAGAAGGGCGUAUAGUAAGGUCUUGCUGACAUAGGAAAAUGGUGAGAGGAUGUUUUUAAUGUUUUGCCAGGAUUGACCGGUGGUAGCCUCAAAGGUUGAUUUAAAAUCACUGUAACAAAGCACAGUUGCCAAUGAAUUUUGUCGUAUUUGUGGGGGUUUUUUUUAAUCUAAAUUUUAAAAAGAAAACAUCUCUUAAUGUCUUGAAUGUAAGUGGGGAGCAAUAGGAAUUUUGAGGUUUUUUUGUGAUAAAUGGGUAAAAUUUAAUUUGUGACAAUGAGGAAAGACCCUUUACUAAAAGAAGUUUGGCAAAAUGCACUUUAUUUUAUUGCUGCUAACUUUUUUCCCUUUUUUGUGUUGUUGGAUUACCAAAAGCUAAGCUUGAUAACGAGUUCUCUCUCUGUUGUAUUUAAGAUGAUAGAUUUUCCUGAAUUAGCCCUAUAUCAUUGCCGAGAAUAUUGGAAACUGAAAUAAAAAGCUGUUAGGAAACGCUUUGGGCUUGCAUUUCAUGUGUUUAAAGUCAUGAAACCUUGAGAAUUGCUCUGAUUAGAAGGAUAGCUGAGCACACAAACUAUCCCAGCAUGUAUUGAAGGCAAAAGUUCUUAAUAAAAUGUGCCUGGUGGAGGCCCAGGCAUUCUA
Messenger RNA from Vombatus ursinus (common wombat), 5154 nucleotides. RefSeq names its product mitofusin 2 (gene MFN2). Gene Ontology annotation, molecular function: GTPase activity; GTP binding. Gene Ontology annotation, cellular component: mitochondrial outer membrane. Gene Ontology annotation, biological process: mitochondrion localization; mitochondrial fusion. NCBI's taxonomy places the organism in Eukaryota, Metazoa, Chordata, Mammalia, Diprotodontia, Vombatidae. Bases 276 to 2549 code for a protein of 757 amino acids. The transcript is spliced from 20 exons. The record is from RefSeq and is a predicted model, not a curated record.